Molecule: messenger RNA, 1629 nt
Organism: Spodoptera exigua (beet armyworm)
Lineage: Eukaryota; Metazoa; Arthropoda; Insecta; Lepidoptera; Noctuidae
Source: the annotation of a GenBank genome assembly
AUUAUAUUAAAAUUAUGUGCAAUUAAUCAAACAAGCAGCAACACUAUAUUAAAAACGUCAAGAAAUCUAAAAAAAAAAAGCCGGAAGGCAACUUAGUUUUUAUUUUUAUUGUUAUUUGUUUAAUUAUUGUUAAGAUACUACGUUAAUAGUAACAACCAUAAUUUUAUCUAGUCUUAGAACUUAUUUCGUGUCCAGAGUAAUUUAAUUGCAAAUAUCUGUGCUUGUGACGGGUUUAUGGAGCCAUAAAAUUGUUGAUAUAAAGUCCUUUGUUUGGGAAACAGCUAUUUCUUCGUGUUUCCUCGUGAAUAGGGUGUGGAAAACGCAUUUGGGAAGCGUAUAAGCCGUGGUUUCAUUGUUCUUUGUUCGUAUCGAGUGUGAAAAGUGGUUAGACAAGCUUAUUCGAUCAUUGUUUCAUACGCGACUGUGGUUAACCAUUAAAACAUAAAACUUUAACAUUCUGCCGUCACAAAUAUGGCUGUGUUGCUCAAUGCUCGUUGUGAAAACCGUGUAAAGGGAAUACGGAGCAGGAAAACUCCAUUCAUAAUCCAAUAAGAGUCUUAUAAGUUGUUUAAAAAUCCCAACAUGUCGGCCUUGGAAGACAGCAAAGAUAUCUGGCCAGUAUCUGGUAAUCGAUUGGAUUCCAAAUAUGAAAAAUGUCGUAAUAUAACUGAGGAGAUAUAUAAGAGGAUAAAUAUUACAUUUCAAAUAAAGAAAUUGGAGUCUGAAGUACACAGUGAGUUGUCGGAUAACAGUGACCAAAUAGACAGCAAUGAUCUUAGCAACGAAACAGACUUAUUCGCCUGUGACAAGAGUGAUUCAAUAUCAAGUAGCACUGAAGCUGAGCGACCAACGGUUACUUGCGAGAAAUACAUCAAUAUAAACAAUAAUGAGGAGACUAAAAUGAAGAAAGGUGGCGCUGUCUACAAGAGGCCCAGGAAACGAUUCCGUAAAAGAGUGAAGAAGCGCCAGUCCAAAUCAGCCCGGAGUGAUUCGGAGUGCUCGAGUGAUGAAGCGGUCCCUCUCAGCAGGAUCGUUGAGGUGGACAGCAAGUGUGUCAACUCUGAGUCUCCGGACAACGUCAUGGGAGUUCCCAAUAUUGUUAUAUUGACUAGGGACUUAAAACCAAAAAUCCAUCAAGAAAAAAAGUCUCCCAAACCUAUACCCCCGCAAAUAAAGAACGAAGACACAUCCCCACCCCAGAAGACAGAAUUAAGUCCUGCCCCUCAGCGGCAGACGACAGAAGUAAGCCCCGCCCCCUUGCAGAAGGUGACAGAUGCAAGCCCCGCCCUUUUACGGCAGAAAGAAGAGAAGGGAGCGAGCGAGUGGAAGAAUUGCACAAUGUGCAGCCUCUCUUUCAGAGGAGAAAGAGGAUUGAGACGCCACAUGACAAUGUCUCACAUAUUAAAUGAUGAAGAAAAUAAAAAGUCCAGUAAACCUGAACAACGACAUUCGACCAUUACAAGUGGGUAAUAAUAAUUAUUAUUAUAAAUAAUCAACAGCCGCCAUCUUAUCUACAGAGACGACCAAAAUGAAUGAAGCUAUGAAAAACCAAUUUAUUAUGAUCUCUGCUUUCUACGAAGUCCAUACAUUGAAUGGUAAAUUUAUACUGGUUUUCAUAGCUCAUGCUUU